GAAGAAGACUGCGGGCUUCUUGAAGAAGCAGCUCGCGUUCAUCAUUAAAAUGAUCGGUUUGCUUCUGGCCGACUUCGGUGUUCAGAAGCUGCCACCUAAGCUGGGAUAUAUUGGCAUCGUGCAGAAGUAUGUGGCCGACAGCGACCGCCUCCUGCGUGAAGCAUGCUACGGAGUGCUGUUGGAGCUGUCGUUAUGGCUCGGCGACAUCACAGAGUUCACCAAGACCAUGGAUGAGCCGCAAAGGAAGGAGGUCGCAAAGCGCCUGGAGGAAGUCAAGGAAUCCGGGAAGGCUGCAAAGCGCGGCUACAGAGGCGAGGCCGCUGCUCCAACAGCAGCCAGUGCGAGUGCAGGUCAUCUCCUUGGCAAAGUCGACCCGUUCCUCAAACUUCCCAAAGGAUGGUGCAUCACCAGCGUCACCUCCAUGGAGAAGUGGAAGGAAAAGCUUCAGCAUCUGCAGGUGUUAUCCGAUAUCUUGGAACACCCAGCUGAGCAGCACCGUCUCGCGCCGGGGGACGGCUAUUCUUCCCUGGUCCCGACCAUCCAGCGCAUGAUCAAAGGUGAAAGCAACAUUCCAGUGCUCACCGAAGUAGCCAAGUGCAUGGGCUUGAUCUCCAAGGGUCUCCGGCGAAGUUUCGAGAAGCACGCCAAAGCGCUCUUGCCCGUCGCUCUGACUCGGAUCACCGACAAGAGCGUUUGGAAGCACAAUUGCCUCAUUGACAGGGUGGAGCAACUCUUGUGGUCUAUGCCUUACGAGGUUCUCCUGGAGGAGCUUCCACCUUACAUUGGCUCCAAAAGUUUGUUCGUGAAGAAGGAAGCACUGAACUUGUUGCUUCGUGGCUUGGAGCUCCCACAGGUUCUCGAGAUCUACCCUGACGCAUGUCAGCGGUUUUUCGCCGCAGUCGCGACAUUGACACUGCCACUGAUCGAUGACUCCGACAACACUGUGCGACAAGAAGCAGCCAAAGUGCUGGCAAGAUUGGUGGUCCAGAAUAAGGCUUCGAGUGAUCUUCCAAUGGUUGUAGACCGAAUUCCGUCUCAUCGUCGAGCUGUUUUCGAUGACGAGCUGAAGAAAAUCUCCAAAGACCCAUUGCCGACAACCACGCCAAGUCCUUCACCUAGCAUCAUGCCUGAGCUGCGCUCGGUACCAACACCACUCUCACCUCCAGGAAGGCGCACCUCACCGCUGAAGCAGCGGCUCCAUGCCGUCCCUGUGGAGUCACCGAAGGCCCAGGAGUCUGCACUUCCCAAGUCCACACCGGCUCAGGGCAUCUCGCCGGCCUCUCCCGACAUAAACCCCACGGGCAGUCCUUCUGAGACACCUUUGAUGAAGAAGAUGGCAGAGGAGAUCCGCAACUUGCGCUUCAAGGUGAAGCAGCUUGAGAUGGAGCGGACCCAAACGGAGGUGCUGUCACCGGCCCCGGUCGCGGGCGGGCCGAGCGGGGCUUCAGCCGGGCCAGUCAUCAGCAGGCUCCGUGGACCUUCGGCAGAACGGCUGCGCGUUCCUUCUCUAGAGCGCCGCGAUGCAACACCAAAGCGGGAGCCCAGCACACGCAGGGAGGUGAUGACACCGACAAGGCGACAGCCAACACCGACAAGGCGAGAGCCCACCCCGACGAGCCGGGAGGUGCCCCUAAGGCGUGAGCCCACGCCAACGCGGCAGCGUGAGCUCGUGUUGAUGCCCAAAGAUCCCAGCAGGAGAGAUCUCGGGGCUCCAACGAGACGUGAGCAGCGUGAGCCCACCCCCACAAGGCGAGAGGCAACGCCGACGCGACGAGAGCAAACGCCCCGAGCUAGGCGCGAUCCCACGCCACCCACGCGGCGAGCACCAACACCCACACGCAGAGAUGCUCGGGACAUGACGCCGACGAGGCGGCACACUCCGGGGACGCCUACCAAACGAGAAGACGCCAGGAUGUCUCAGGAAAAUUCUUACGACGACACUGCACUUCUCUACGGUGCGAGCGUGGUGCCCUUCAACAUAGGGCCGACCAAGCUAUCGAAGCAGGCCCGGCAGCAAAGGGAAAGAAGCCAGUACUGGGGUCCAGAGACCAUCCCAGCGGAUCAUUUGGCAUCCCUUCGCGAGCAAUGGCGCGUUUGCAUUGAGGAUUGGCUUUGGCGCCAGAUGUUCACAGACCGCUUAGAAGAACAGCUCGCAGGGUUGCAGCAUUGGCAAAGACAGGCUGGUGAAUACAUAGAAAUCAUCCUCGAAGCGGACGUAGUGGACAUGCUUCUCAAGUGGCUCACAUGGAUGCUGACGAAUGCCAACACCAAGGUAUGGAAGCUCGUCUUGGAUGUGCUCACGACUCUGCUUCAGAACUUGGAACGCAUGGAUGUUCAGCUCACGGAUCGCGAGACGCAGAUUCUCGUGCCAAACAUUGUCGAGCGGUCCGGGCACAACAUCUUGGUCAUACGUGAGAGCAUGCAGGAACUGCUCAGGAUUUGUGCAUGCGUCGCAUCACGGGGACGAGUGCUUCCGAUGCUGCUGCAUGGGCUGACCUCGAAGAGCAAAAGGUCAGCCGCGUGUUGCAUGCGAGCCAUCGGUGACAUCUUGGAUCGAGGUACCACGUUGGCCCUCCUCCGAUCGCAGAAGGAUCUCGGGCUGGUUCUGAAACUCACUGUCGACAAAGACGCUGAUGUGCGGCGUUCAGCUGUGCACACCGUCAGUCUCUUCUCCCUCUACGUAGACGAUGACGUCUUCAUUAAAGUCUGCGACACUCAGCAGCAGCGAGCAUUGGCCUGCGAAACGAAAGCUCGGCAAGGACCAGCUGUGACUUGCCGGCGUGCCUGGCUCGGCAACUGCUCAGUCCUGGGCGAAGGCGAAAGUGGAGUUUGUGUCUUGCAGGUGGGUGGCCUGUGGCAUCUUGUCGCCAUUGCGCCACUGAUUGGUGAUGGGGAUGACGCGAGCCCGGUAGAUUCUUGGGUGGUGGCACUGCGUCGGCCGAUUCCCUUUCUUCCAUGGCCCAUGAAUGCAGAAGAAGGAGUUGGUAACACGACCACUUCAGAUCCGGAGAAGCAUGAGCCAAACUCCAAAUUUGCUCUCAAGCUUCCCAGCGACAUUGAAACGGCCCCGACCUUGGGCUCUAAGCGGGGACGGCGAUGCACAUCCGCGGAUCGCGGAGCCAUGCGGCUUUGCUUCAUCGACCUUCGUGUCCCCAUCGAAAUCACCAAGGUGGAGGAGCUCUUUGAUCGCCCAGUCGACUUUUUAGUCAACUGCCUCUUUUACCUCGACCUUAUCCUGAACUUCUUCAUAAGCUAUCGGGAUGCGAAGGGAGUCGAAGUGGUGGAUCUGAGGAAAACCUCUUGGUACUACUUCAGGACGUACUUUUGGCCGAAUUUGGUGGCUUGCAUCCCGCCGCAGCUCAUAGAAGCGAUGUUCGAAUCAGAUGUGCGUGGUGACAUAUUGGAGGUGGCGCGUUUCAGCCGUUUGCAGCGGAUCUCCCGUCUGGCACGGCUAGUACGCCUCGUACACCUUUCGAAGCUCCUGAGAUUCAUGGAUGAUAGUCCCGUUAUGGUGCAGCUGAGAAACCUUCGGGGUGUGCGGAUUAUCAAUCUAUUCUGCACACUGUCCUGGGUUGCGCACAUGGUUGGCUGCGGCUGGUACCUUUGCGCAGCACUGAACGGCUCCUCAACGCUGGAGGAUACCUGGCUGGGCAUGCGCGUCAUCGACUCCAAGGGUUCCACACUCCUCUACAAAAGCGACGGCUCACGACAAGACCCCGAGGUUCAGUGGCUCAAUGCUUUCUACUUCGUCCUCACCGUCUUCACUACUGUGGGGUUUGGAGACAUGUCAGCUUAUACACAAGCUGAAAUGGGGUAUGUUUGUGGGACAAUGCUCUUGGGCGCCAUUGUGAACAGUAUCAUCCUGAACGAAGUCAUCGGAACACUGACCCGCCUGGACGAGAGCGCCUCGCGCGUGAUGCAGCAGAUUCAGGUUGUUCAGGAUUUCGCAGAGCACUGCAAUCUCAGCAAGACCUUGCGCAAACAGUUCAAUCAACAGGUCGGGCUCCAGAGUUUGCUGAAAGAUGGUGGCAAGCACUUCUCCGGGGUUGAUGAGGCCUUGCUGAAGAACAUCGAGGCCUGCAAGAACUUGGCGCAGAUCACCAAGAGUUCCCUCGGGCCAUACGGCAUGAACAAGUUGAUCGUGAACCACCUGGGAAAGCACUUCGUAACCAGCGACACAAACACAAUCGUGACGGAGCUCGAGGUCAUGCACCCGGCAGCAAAGCUGAUUGUCAUGGCAGCCAAAUCACAGGAGCAAGAAUCCGGAGAUGGCACCAACCUUUGCGUCAGUUUCGGUGGCGAGCUGCUGCAAAGGGCUGAGGAACUGCUCAAGGAGGGCAUCCACGCAAACGACGUCUACAAAGGCUACGAGCUAGCUAGAGACAAGGCGCUGGACUUCCUGAGCGAGCAGGUGUGCUGGAAAUGCACUGACCUGAAGAGUGUCGACCAGCUAACGACCUGCGUGAAAACCGCCAUCGCAUCCAAGCAGUUGGGCUGCGAAGGUCCCCUGGCGAAGCUAGUGGCUGAGGCUUGUGCCCAGGUCAUGCCGCCUGUGCCAAGCAAAUUCGAUGUGGACAAUGUCCGUGUGACGAAAGUGCAGGGGGGCAACUUGAACAGCUCAUUUGUCGUGGAGGGUAUGGCCAUCGCACGACGGACCAGCGGUGUGGAGCAGUUCAAAGAGAAAGCCAAGGUGGCUGUCUAUGCCGAAGCACUCGAACUGGGCUCAACUGAGACGAAGGGCACCGUCUUGUUGGAGAGUGCAGAGCAACUCAUGAACUUCAGCAAGGGUGAGGAACUGAAGAUGGACGAGCUGAUCCGUGGCAUCAAGGAGGUUGGAGUGGAGGUGGUCAUCGUGGGAGGAACGAUCAAUGACAUGGCUUUGCAUUUCUUGAACAAGUACAAGAUCAUGGCCCUUAAGAUCUCCUCCAAGUUCGAGCUGCGCCGGAUUUGCCGCACUGUGGGUGCCACUUCCGUCAUCCGAACCGGACCACCGCUCCCAGAGGAGUGCGGUUAUGUGGAGUCAAUCAAAGUGGAGGAGAUCUCUUCCGAAAAGUUCACCAUCAUGAAAACGAGAGACUCCAAGAUCGCAACGGUCGUACUGCGCAGUGCGAGCCCCAACGUCUUAGACGAAUUGGAAAGGGCAGUUGACAAUGCAGUCAACGUAGUGCGAUGCACCUGCCGAGACCCCAGAUUCGUGGCAGGCGCAGGGGCAACGGAGAUAGAGCUUGCACACCAGCUACAGCAGUUCGGUGCCACUGUGCCAGGACUAGAUCAGUAUGCCGUCCUGAAGUUUGCAGAAGCACUUGAAGUAGUCCCAAAGAUCUUGGCAGAGAAUGCCGGGCACAGCCACGUGGAUGCGAUCACCGCACUCUAUGCGGCCCACCAGAAGGGCGAGAAGACCGCAGGUGUGGACGUCGACUCGGGCACCUUGGUUUGCAACGCCGCCGAGCGGGGCAUCCUGGACCACUCCGAAACUAAGAAGUGGGCCAUCCGCUUCACCCUUGAUGCCGUGCUCACGGUCUUGAAAGUAGACCAAAUCAUCAUGGCCAAGCAGGCAGGAGGUCCCAAGGGCGGCGGCGAGGGCAAUCGUGACGACGACUGA
Symbiodinium necroappetens is the source of this 5602-nucleotide messenger RNA. Lineage: Eukaryota; Dinophyceae; Suessiales; Symbiodiniaceae. The record is from the annotation of a GenBank genome assembly.